Molecule: messenger RNA, 691 nt
Organism: Chlamydomonas reinhardtii
Lineage: Eukaryota; Viridiplantae; Chlorophyta; Chlorophyceae; Chlamydomonadales; Chlamydomonadaceae
Exons: 3
Coding region: 244-444 (66 amino acids)
Biological process (GO): proton transmembrane transport
Cellular component (GO): proton-transporting V-type ATPase, V0 domain
Molecular function (GO): proton-transporting ATPase activity, rotational mechanism
Source: RefSeq, a predicted model, not a curated record
AGGCUUCGUAUACAGCAUUCAAAUUUCCUGUCCAGCAAAAGACUCUGCGAAGUCGACGCCGGAUUCACUGGUUCACACACCCGAUUGCUUGCCCAAGCCCGGAGCUUCUAGUAGCAGAGCUCUCGUCUCCGCAUACCAGUUUUACGGAGCCCCCGCUAUCCUAGCACUGGACGGCCUAACUCGCCAGGAAAGACCACCGAUUGCUUCCUAGAACCAAGCUCAGCGCAGUGCACCUCCGCAACGAUGGGCUUCUGGCUUGGAACGCUCGUGUUCUUCCUUAUCCAGAUUGUGGCGACGGCCACUAUCAACUUUGUUGGCAAGCCUGGCAACAAGGGGCUAACGCACAUUAUGGCCUUCACCACCGUCUUCCAAUUAUGGUUCAUAUGGGCCAUCAUCUACAUGGCCCAAAUGAACCCUCUGAUCAACCCGGAGUACAAGGAGUAAGGCUGCAAGCGACCUAACAGCUGUGUGGAGAUCUGCGCGCGUGUGUGUUGGCUUCGGAUGCCUGUCGAGGCGAUUUAGCGUCUGAGCGUAGUGAGUGAUUCAAGCGUAUGGAGAAAGGGGAGUCGAGUUGGGUCCAGGUGGCUUACACAGUGAACUUCAGGCACCGGGUCUCGGUGUGCACGGUGUAACACUUCCGGCAACAGUACUUUGACCCACAGCGUGCGCAUGUGUACCUGAAAUGCGGGUG